Molecule: messenger RNA, 954 nt
Organism: Peromyscus californicus insignis
Lineage: Eukaryota; Metazoa; Chordata; Mammalia; Rodentia; Cricetidae
Gene: Hmga2
Product: high mobility group AT-hook 2
Exons: 5
Coding region: 532-861 (109 amino acids)
Biological process (GO): regulation of DNA-templated transcription
Cellular component (GO): nucleus; chromatin
Molecular function (GO): DNA binding; transcription coregulator activity
Source: RefSeq, a predicted model, not a curated record
GAGGAAUUCUUUCCCCGCCUAACGUUGCAAGGGACACAAUUCACUCCGAGUCUCCCUUUCCAAGCCGCUGCCAAACGUUCCCAGUGCCCGCAGCUCCCGGUCCUCAGAAGAGAGAGGAGCCCUCUCUCCACCUUCCACUCUCCCUCUCCCUCGCUGCUUCCCGCCUCCUCUAGCUACCUCCACCUCCACCUCCACCUCCGCCACCCACCGCCCGCAGCGCCUCCUCCUCCUCCUCCUCCUCCUCUCCUCCUCCUCUCCUCCUCCUCCUCCUCCCCUCUCUCUCUUUUUGGCAGCCGCUGGACGUCCGGUGUUGAUGGUGGCAGCGGCGGCAGCCUAAGCAGCAGCAGCCCUCGGCGCGCGCCAGCUCCGCCAGCUCUCGUCGCCCCUGCCUUCUCCAGCCUUCUCCAUCCCGUCUCCCCGAAAGGUGCUGGGCGGAUCCGGGGCGGCGGCGGCGGCGGCGGCGGGCGGCGGGCGAGCGGCUGCAAGCGGCGGUAGCGGCGGAGGCAGCGGGAACGGCGGCGGGAGGCAAGGAUGAGCGCACGCGGUGAAGGCGCCGGGCAGCCGUCCACUUCAGCCCAGGGACAACCUGCCGCCCCGGCGCCGCAGAAGCGAGGACGCGGCCGACCCAGGAAGCAGCAGCAAGAGCCAACCUGUGAGCCCUCUCCUAAGAGACCCAGGGGAAGACCGAAAGGCAGCAAAAACAAGAGUCCUUCCAAAGCAGCUCAGAAGAAAGCAGAGGCCAUUGGAGAAAAACGGCCAAGAGGCAGACCUAGGAAAUGGCCACAACAAGUCGUUCAGAAGAAGCCUGCUCAGGAGGAGACUGAAGAGACAUCCUCGCAAGAGUCGGCCGAGGAGGAUUAGGGGGCACCGGCAUUUGAUUUCUACCUCAGCAUCAGUUGGAUCUUUCGAAGGGAGAAGACAUCGCAGUGACCACUUACUCUCUACUGCCACGGU